Messenger RNA from Exophiala spinifera, 513 nucleotides. RefSeq lists its product as uncharacterized. NCBI's taxonomy places the organism in Eukaryota, Fungi, Ascomycota, Eurotiomycetes, Chaetothyriales, Herpotrichiellaceae. Bases 1 to 513 code for a protein of 170 amino acids. The transcript is spliced from 3 exons. Gene Ontology annotation, cellular component: ribonuclease H2 complex. Gene Ontology annotation, biological process: RNA catabolic process. The record is from RefSeq and is a predicted model, not a curated record.
AUGCUCGCACUACAGCGCAAGUCGAGUCCUGCAGGCUCAUGCACUGCCAACAUCCUACCAUGUCGCAUCCACCAUGACGGUCCGACCAAAGUCACCAAGAGAUACUGGAGUCCGCGCGAUGAGAAAGACCAGACUAAGACCGCCUACUUUCGCGGCCGCCGAUUACGGGGAAGAGUCAUAGCCAUCCCACAGGGCUAUCACGGCGUCGUCGCGAGAUCCACCGAUCGGUACCUCCCGCAGCCUCCCAAACCCCGUCCCACAUACACAGCGGUGGACGAGGACAUCGAGAUCGAAGACGAAGAAGAAGAGCCGCCGGAGCCAGUCAAGGUUCUCGAAGAGGUAACCACUUUCGACGACGUUAUAGUGUGGGGACACGACCAGGUUCCGAGCCAGGACGACGCGUUUGUCAAGGGUCUUGAAGAAUGGAUUUCGUUCGCCGAAGCUAUACACGGGAAACCCAGGGCUGCAGACACGGACAAGCCGCAACAAGCAGGCACCGAGUCCGCAUCCUGA